Molecule: messenger RNA, 2688 nt
Organism: Trematosphaeria pertusa
Lineage: Eukaryota; Fungi; Ascomycota; Dothideomycetes; Pleosporales; Trematosphaeriaceae
Product: FAD/NAD(P)-binding domain-containing protein
Exons: 5
Coding region: 457-2205 (582 amino acids)
Molecular function (GO): flavin adenine dinucleotide binding; NADP binding; N,N-dimethylaniline monooxygenase activity
Source: RefSeq, a predicted model, not a curated record
GGGUUGCUUGCAAACCCCGCACUCUGCCCGCUUUCAUGAGUCGCUCGAGUUAAGAUGGCAGGGUGUUUUCGCUGUCGUUUCCUCGGCUUCCACUUAGCGCCGGAGGUCACAUCUCCGGCUCGGAUAUCCCCCUCAACGACCUCACUACCAACGGAUAUUCCUUCUCCAUACGUCCCGAAGAGUCUCGAAUGCAGCUGCUGGUGCCCGCACUCCGUCCCAUGAGAAGUUGGAGGAAACUCCCGAGCACGUCGCAUCUGAUCGGCGCCGGAUCGUACGACCGGAUGCGAAGUCCGUACGGAAAGCUCUCGAAGUAGGUGUCGACAUCGCCACUAUGAAUGGGUAUACAGUAUUUGAGCAUGAACUUGAAAUGCUCGAUCCAAAUCUUAACCCCCGAAAUACCACUCCCGCCCAUCACUUUCUCCAACUUAAACCACGCCCUCGUGAACAGUAGCAACAAUGGGUUCCAUGCCGCUCGACCCCUCACCCUUCCGACUGCAAAACACGCCGAUGGGUGCCCAUCGCCCAAUCCGCGUAGUAUGCAUCGGGGCUGGUUACUCCGGUCUAAUGAUGGCCAUCAUCCAAGAGCAGAAAAUGAAAAGCCAUAACGUCGACUUCCAGAUCUACGAGAAGAACCACGACCUCGGCGGGACGUGGCUGGUGAACAGAUAUCCGGGCUGCCAAUGCGAUAUCCCAGCGCACAACUACGCGUAUAGUUUUGCGCCGAAUCCUAAAUGGCCCAAUUACUACGCGACCUCGCAGCAGAUACAGGAGUAUAUGAAGGAUGUCGCGGCGCAGUAUAGCUGUGAGAAGUAUAUCAGCUAUAAGCAUACCGUGCGGAGCGCGGUGUGGCAAGAGGAGGCUGGGAAGUGGCGUCUCACGGUCGAAGCUGAUGGAAGGAGCUUCGUCGACGUGUGCGAUAUUCUGAUCAACGCUGGCGGGGUCCUAAGUAACUGGGAGUGGCCCUCCAUACCCGGCAUCGAGACCUUCUGCGGAAAACUCCUACACUCAGCGGAUUGGGACACUUCGUACGAUUGGAGUGGAAAAAGAGUAGCAGUCAUCGGCAUCGGCUCCUCCGGAAUCCAGAUCCUCCCCAACGUUGCCAAAGAUGCCGCACACGUAGACUUCUUCGCCCGCUCCCCGACUUGGAUAACCCCCGGCACUGGCAUCCUCUCGCCCAAACCCGACGAUCAUUCCGGUCCCAAAAUGGACUCUUCUUUCAACUACGCGCCCGAAGAACUAGAUCGCUUCGCGAGCGAGCCAGACUACCUCCUCGCCCACCGCCGCGACCUCAGCGAUAAACGCAUCGAGGAGUUCAAAGCGCACAAAACCGACUCCACCUCCCACUCCCGCGUCAACGCCCUCUUCCGGGAAUCCAUGCUCUCCCGGCUCGGCGACUCCCCGAAGGCACUGGAAAUCGCGAAGUGGCUAGUGCCGAAUUUCCCAGUGGGGUGUAGACGGCUUACGCCCGGGCCGGGCUUUCUGGAGGCGCUGAUGCGGGAGAAUGUGGACAGUCAUUGGGAUGGUAUUGAGACGAUUAGCGAACGCGGGAUACAGAAGAAAGACGGGACGCUGGCGGAGCUAGAUGCUAUUUUCUGCGCGACGGGGUUCAAUACUACAUUCAAACCGCAGUUCCAGCUUAUCGGACGCAAGGGUGUUGACAUGGCCGAGAAGUGGGAGAGGGAGGAUCCGAAGGCGUAUUUCAGCAUUGCGGUGCCUGAUUUCCCGAACUACUUUUGUUUCAUCGGCCCCAACAGCCCCAUCUCCAACGGCUCUCUCGUCCAAGCCAUCCAAAUGACCGGAAUCUACAUCUACAAAUGUAUCACCAAACUGCAAACGCAAUGCAUAAAAUCCCUCGAAGUUACCUCCUCCGCGCUCGCAGACUACGACGCCUACACCCAAGCCUGGCUUUCCAAGACUGUCUGGGUAGCACCAUGUCGCAGCUGGUACAAGCGCGGGACCGUUGAUGGGCGCGUCGUCGCCGUUUAUGCAGGAAGUUGCUACCAUUUUAUCGAAGCGCUGAGGGAGCCGCGCUGGGAGGACUACAAGUUGGAGUGGUUUAAGGGCGAGGGCCGGAAUCGGUUUAGUUGGUUGGGGAACGGAUUGACGGUUAGGGAGGCAGAAGGGAAGAAGAGCGUGGGAGAUACGCAGACGUUGGAUUUUGAGGGGUAUUGGAACUUGAUGGUUCUGCCGGAGAUUUACUACUGACAGAUUCGUAGCGGUUGCCAUGAUUUCUCAUGUGGGAGCUGGCAGCAAAGAGGUAGAGAAGGCUCCCCGUGGAACUCCCUCGUCAAUGUGAAGUAGAAGCCCCAAUUCGCCUUGGAUUCCUUACAAGGAGAAUCUUUGCUGUUGUCGGGUCGGCUCAUUUUCUUGUCUUGGCGGAGGUGUUAGAGAAGAAGUAAGUGACCAAAGUAUCGGGUUUGCCCCGCACGGCUAUCUCUGUUUGCAGCAACCUUCUACGUCCAUCGGGUAAAAAUGCGCCGUCCUCGAAUCGGGUCGUGUCGCGCAGUGAAGCGACCCGAAGGAAUCCGCCAGGAUGGGUCCUACGAUACUCUUAGAGGAGUAUUCAUCUCGCCCAUGAAAUCGAGCCAGCACCCGACGGAAGUCAGCAUGUAAUCGUUUUGCACCGUUUUGAGUGGUAUGCAACGUUAUCAGUUGGCUGCGGCGUGGUUAAUCGUUUAUUCCAGAGAC